AUGGCGAAGAGUAAAGCAACCAACAACCCAGCACCCAACACCGGCGAAGACCUCCCAGAAGCCCGAGCGACAGCCGAAUCGCGGCCACCGAGUCCACAACGAUCACAGCCAACGCCGACGACACAAAUUCCGGCAAUGGUUCCUUUAGACGCACUGGCAGCGUAUCUAAGGCAACAAGACCCAAACAAAGAUUGGACAGCGACCCUGGCCGGAUUUAGCCUGACCGGAGGAAUGCCGGCGACACCAAACCCUACCCCAACUGCAACCACAGUAAACCCACCCACCACCACCCCAAAAACCUCAAAUCCGACAUCCGAAAAGACCUCCCCAACAGUAACUGCACAAUCAGAACCCUCUCACCUUUCUCCCAUACACCAACAAACAGAGCCGCUCGACGUUAGCCCUCUUUCCGCCUAUCAAGAUCCCAACUGGGGAGAAACAGAGGAAAAGGAGAGCGGAGGGGGAGCAAGCGAGGGCGAGAAGGACGAAGCAGAGGAGAUAAUGGCCACUGAAGCCACAGCCGAUGAAGCAGAGAAGGAGGAGAUAGACCUGAACGAAAUGGCCAAGAAGCAAGGGUUAAUGACGGAUGAUGAGUUCCAAGCGGUUUUGAGCAAGGGAGAUAGGAUCGUGGUAAACCCUGAAGGGGUGGCUGAGGUACUGGACCUCGCAUCCCAGGCAGUAGGAAGGGGGGAAACAACCAUGGAAGCAGAUGAGUCGGAGAGGGUAGUCCACCAAUCCGUGGAGGAGAUGACAGAAGAACAACCGGAGAAAGCUGAGCAACUUGAGGAGGAGAGGCAAGAACCAGAAACACAUCAAGAGGAAGCCUCAGUGGUAACUAAACCAAAGCCAGUAAAGAGGAGGCUAGUGUUGAAGAACGACCCCAAGGCAGAAAGGCAGAAACCCCAAAGAGUGUCACAGAGAUGCUUAGGAAAGUGGAAGUCCAACAAGGCAGGAGCAAACACAGCAGCAGAUGCAGUGGAGGUCUCUAGCGAAGACGAGAAGACUACUCCUACAAAACCUGGGGAGGAGCCCUCGAAAGCUAGCCAGAAGGACACCCAAAUGGCAACAGGGACAGUAUCAUCAACGCCGACUGACCAGAAGGAGAAUGCUGACAAGGUGGUUGAGGGUCUGGACCUCGCAUCAGAGUCAGUAGGUCGGGAGGAGGCGACAAGAAGUGAUACUAGUACCCGUGUGGUGACCGAGCCUACCACCCAGGAGGACGUUUCAACACAAGCCGACGAAGAAGCAGAGGCAAUGGAAAUUGAAGAAGCCAAGUACAUCCAAGAAAGAAAGAGAAAGGGGAAAGCCCCUGCCAAGAAGAAACAAGCCAUAAAGAAACAGAGCACGGCCAAUGCCAGCAUAGUGAUCAGAGAGCGGGAAGAAAGAAGGAGGUUAAGUGACAGCGACUACACGUCCAGUGAAGAGUCUGACUCAGAGAGUGAUAUCUCUCUAGAAGGGGGAAGAGUACCAUGA
Messenger RNA from Salvia hispanica, 1473 nucleotides. RefSeq lists its product as uncharacterized. The record is from RefSeq and is a predicted model, not a curated record. Lineage: Eukaryota; Viridiplantae; Streptophyta; Magnoliopsida; Lamiales; Lamiaceae.